Messenger RNA from Toxorhynchites rutilus septentrionalis, 1212 nucleotides. Its product is annotated as histidine-rich glycoprotein-like. The record is from RefSeq and is a predicted model, not a curated record. The coding region runs from base 35 to 1171 and encodes 378 amino acids. The transcript has 2 exons. Lineage: Eukaryota; Metazoa; Arthropoda; Insecta; Diptera; Culicidae.
GUUCAUUGGGAAACACAGCAGAGGAAACAUCGUCAUGAAGACAAACGUUGCAAUCGCCGUGGCACUUGCCGUCAUUUAUUGCGUUUCCGCCAAAACUGUUGACAAAAUCGAGCAUCGUAGCAGUGAUGCACCGGAACUGCACGAUCCGCAUGGAUACGACAAUCAUAUCCAUCAUCCUGUAAAUUAUCAUUAUAAAAUCUAUCACGAUGAGCCGAAGCAUUCGUAUUUGAAUGAAUCGCUACACAGUGAAUCUGAUCAUCCUAAACAAGGAGGGAAAUCUCAACAAGAACACAUUGAAGCUCAAGUAAAACCAUUUCAUUACCACCAUAAUCACUGGGAUUCUCGCCAGCAUCAACACGAUUGGAAAUCACACGAAGAACACCCGAAAAUUCCAUCCCAAAACCAUCAAUGGAGUAGCCAUAACGUUCAUCAUGGAUGGGAGCCCCAGAAAACUGCUGAUCAUUAUAACAAUGGUCAUUGGAGCUAUGUUCAUCAUCAACAGCAACAACAUCAACCACAACAACCACAAAGACGACCAUCGCUAAGGGAUGAGAACAGACACAAUCCUGUCCACUAUCAUCUCAUCCAACACAAUCAUCAGCACGAUUGGGAGUCCCAGAAGCAAGGUUUAGACUACGCUAUCAGCCACAGGUUACCGUUCACACUGGCCGUUCAAAGACCGGUCGCCCAUUCCGCUCAUAUGCCCCAUGCGGAGGCACUCCGCCAAAGGCCUCCACUACACAUCGAACAACACCUUGAUCGACCAGUGACGCACCCAUCAGAAGACAGCUCGGAAGAUAGGCCAUUCCACAGCCACAUCGACGUGAUAAGUUCCCCGAAACAUUACCCAGAAAAACCGACCCCUUACCACAACAUUGUCCACCCGGUCGUGGAACCAUCGGUCGAAGAGCCGCAUCAUGAUGACGCCAAAAAGCCAGUGUAUCUGGAGAAGCAUGUGCCCUACCGGGUGGAUCGGCCGGUCCCAUACCCUGUCAGAGUGCCGGUCGAACAGGCCUAUAAGGACAUCAAUGUUAUUCGCGUUCCGAAGCCGGUUCCUGUUCCGAUCGAGAGGCCCUACCCGGUGUAUGUGCAUCACCCGGUGUACGUGAACAAGCCGAUGCCGGUGCGGUUGCUGAUCGUGAAGGAGAAACAAAAAUCAUUUUGGGGCUAGAGUGGUCCCAGAUGAUAUCGGUUACCGGUUCCUGGUUAGCG